GUGUGCGCGCUCUGCUGCGCAGACGAGGGGGGGAGGGGGGGGGGGGGCGCGAGUGACGUCACGGGAACGUAUCUGAGUGGACGCACCGGGGGGCACGAGACACCUCGCGCGCGGCAGACCCGCUGCAGGUGGACACGCUGUCCUACAAAGUAAUAGAAACACAAUUGAACGGGCACUUAGUCGAUUGGGAACUGAUUGAAGGAUGUCAGCUGUAUAGAGAGUGUAAAUGAAGCUUCAUGUCUCUAAAAGGGCCAGUAAACACAGUGUACCCCCCCCAACCACCAUCCACACACACACACACACACACACACACACACAUGUAUUUACAAGGUCCCUUUUCUGACAUCCUCACAGUUAGCAGAGUAAAUAAAAAGGGAAGUUAGUCAAUCUUCGCUCUGGAGGAAGAGAAGCAGGCACAUCACAGAGCGAGAGGCCGGUCGGUUGACAGUCACACAGAGGUUAGGAGACGAGAAGGAGAAAGGAAGCCAAAAGGAAGAGAGCAGGUUGACUGAGGAAGGAAGGUCAGAAGAUCACAACAACAACAACAACGAAACGAGCAGGAGGAGAAAGAAGAUGGCUGGACGAGAGGCCCAGUGCUGCUGGCUGCUGUUCACACUCUCUCUGAAAGGUAUUCUUGCAGGUGAUUGGUCGGUCCGUCUCCCCUCCAGUCCCAUCUGUGCUGUGAUUGGUUCCUCUGUGGUUCUCCCUUGUUCCUAUGACUACCCCCAAGGUUCCAGUGAAACCAAGGAAGAGGGGCAGCUCUCUCCUCAGGGAGGAGGAGGAGGACAGUACAACGUCUCGUCUGAGAUGUGGUGUCUCGAGGACAGUCGCUGCAUAACAUCAAGCUACGUCUUCCACAGUGCCGGUAUCUUCCCACAUCCAUCCUACCGGAACAGGGUGGAGUACCUGGGGCAACCGGGGACCAAAAACUGCACCCUGAGGAUCUCCGACGUGAGGGAGUCGGACAGCGGAGCGUACGUGUUUUACCUCGUCACCAGCCACCCGACACAGAAGAUGCCAGAGCAGAGCGGUAUACAGCUCCUGGUGGCAGACUCCUCCGGUGGCGUCACGGUGUCCGCGAGUCCCUCCAGUGACAUCACGGAGGGCGGAGCCUUACGUCUGGCCUGCUGCGGCCCCGCGGCCGGUCCACGGGCAACCUUCAGGUGGUACAAGAGCGCGAGCAACGGCCUGAGACACGCUGGACAGGUGUGGACCAUCGACGAGGUUACCUCUGAGGACUCCGGCAGCUACUACUGCCAGAUAGACACCGGAGACAACGUGCAAAACUCAACGCAGCUGCACAUUGACGUGGAGUAUUCUCCUCGAAACACAGCUGUGUCCGUCUCUCAGCCGCAGGGCGGGCUUCCUGCCACUCUCACCUGCAGCAGUGACGCUAACCCGCCUGUCCGCAUGUACACCUGGUACCAGGGUGCAGCGUGCCUCCCUGCAGCAGACAGGAGCUCCCAUCGAGCGGGGCAAAGCCCGGCUGCGCCCACGGGACGGGGCCCGACACUCAGCAGCGCCAACUUCACCGCCGAGCAGUACGGGCAGCACUGCUGCGCGGCACGCAACAGACACGGAUCUCAGUACGAGAGCAUAACCCUGGCGGGUACCAAAGUUACGACUUCGUUCAAGUCUUCAGGAAGCAGGCUGCUGCUUAUCGGGUUGACCAUCGCUGUCCUACUGGUUAUUAUGGCCAUAGUGGCCUAUUGCACGACAAGGAGACGGAAGUCCUCCGGACGCCAGUCGUAUGUCCUCACUGAGACAACUGAUGCAGCACCUUAAGGACCUUUGUUUGUUUACUCCUUAAAGUAACUCAGCAUAGUUAGAAACCCCUUUAGACACUCCUGUGUGUUUACCUCAUGUUGCCAAGUAAACCCCGAUGAUACGAGCAGACACUGCGUAAAAAUAAAAAAGACUGUUACCGUGACGACCCGAAGAUCGGCCAACUAGGACCCGAUCCUGAAACACUUCAUUCCUGGAUUCCUGAACACUUUAAGGCCUAAAUGGUUCAUUUGCUUUUGGGAUAAACUAAACGCCGCUGUCAGGACUUAACCAAGCGAUCUUGUGCACCCAGUUCUGUAUAACCCAUGUCAAGAAACAGCUGUUGCUGGAAGCUCGAUGAUGAUGAUGAUGAUGAUGAUGAAGACGAUGACGGAAAAACACCGUCGUGAGGAUCCAAUUAGAAGCAGUUUGCGGUUGGGACGGGGCCUCGUCUGUGUGCGUUUGAGUAAACUCUUCCGUGUGAUAAGGCUCUAGAAAGAUAAUGGCCAGAGCCCGAGGACGACGACCAGGAGGACAGUGACUCUGAAGUCCAUUUAUAAAACAUCUCAUUAGUCUAUUUUUAAAAAUGUUUAUGUCAUAUUAAAGUGAGCUAUGAGUAAAGUGGUGCACACGUAAAGUAAAGAAGAAAGUGCUAAAAUGUUCAAAUAUUUAAAGAGACAGUUUCACAUAAUGUACACAUCAAUUGGAAGGUGCAUUUACUGGACACAUUUUUUACAUUUAUUUUUAGGAGAACCUCUACAUAUUGUAAUGCCACUGAUUUCAUCAUAAAUACGAUAUUCAUAUCAUUUUAAAGCUGUUUUGUCACCUGAGAUCUCUUCUCAAUUAGGAUUUCAUCACAAUAAUUCCUGAUACAGUCUGACUGAAAACAUUUACAGCAACAACACCUUCACGAUGGAAUAUUAUUCACAGUAUUCAAUUAAUAAAAAACAUAGUUUUCUUGG
Molecule: messenger RNA, 2726 nt
Organism: Cyclopterus lumpus (lumpfish)
Lineage: Eukaryota; Metazoa; Chordata; Actinopteri; Perciformes; Cyclopteridae
Product: sialoadhesin
Exons: 8
Coding region: 574-1785 (403 amino acids)
Source: RefSeq, a predicted model, not a curated record